Salarias fasciatus (jewelled blenny) is the source of this 3195-nucleotide messenger RNA. RefSeq names its product eukaryotic elongation factor, selenocysteine-tRNA-specific (gene eefsec). The transcript is spliced from 7 exons. Bases 311 to 2050 code for a protein of 579 amino acids. The record is from RefSeq and is a predicted model, not a curated record. Gene Ontology annotation, biological process: selenocysteine incorporation. Gene Ontology annotation, molecular function: translation elongation factor activity; GTP binding; GTPase activity. NCBI's taxonomy places the organism in Eukaryota, Metazoa, Chordata, Actinopteri, Blenniiformes, Blenniidae.
UUGGUUCACUACGAUACAGUGUUCCACUUCAGCAUGUUGUCCCGGGGACUGUGAGCAGUGACACCACGAAAGACGCUCCUGUCAACAGAUUCCUCCAAAAGUUUAGCUUAGUUGUCGUAGCUAAUUAUGACACGGAAACUACAAUCUAUUAAAGUAUUGGGCGUGAAAGUUUGAUUUUUUUUCGUCUUAAAGAAUUUUAGUUGUGAUUAACACACGUGCGUGGGGGAGCUGUUUGAUAAGAUCGAGGUCCAACUCAGAGAGGAGACAAACACGCUGGUUAGUUAAUAUUUCAACAGACACCCCUGAUAAAAUGACUGAGUUUUCGGACAGCAGCACCAAGACACUAAACUUCAACGUCGGGGUCCUGGGACAUGUCGACAGCGGGAAGACGUCGCUUGCCAGGGCGCUCAGCAGCACCGCCUCUACGGCCGCCUUCGACAAGAACCCGCAGUCCCGCGAAAGAGGGAUCACCCUGGACCUCGGCUUCUCCUCCUUCACGGUGGAUCUCCCUGAUCACCUCAGAGACGGCGGAGGGCGGCUCCCGUAUGACAGCCUGCAGUUCACCCUGGUGGACUGUCCGGGACACGCAUCGCUGAUUCGGACAAUCAUUGGAGGUGCCCAGAUCAUUGACCUCAUGAUGCUGGUGGUGGACGUGGUGAAGGGGAUGCAGACUCAGACCGCCGAGUGCCUGCUGAUCGGAGAGCUGACCUGCCCUCGCAUGGUCGUCGUCCUGAAUAAGAUCGACCUGCUGCCCACUGCCAAGAGACAAAGUGCCAUUGAGAAAAUGACCAAGAGAAUGCACAAAACGCUGGAGAACACCAGAUUUAAGGAUUGUCCAGUGAUUGCUGUGGCAGCCAAGCCCGGCGGCCCAGAAGCUUCUGACGCAGAGGAGCCACAGGGAGUACCGGACCUAAUAGAGCUUCUAAAGAAGCAGACCUACCUCCCUCAGAGAGACCCUGGCGGCGCCCUGCUCAUGGCCGUGGACCACUGCUUCUCCAUCCGCGGUCAGGGGACAGUCAUGACCGGGACCAUCCUGCAGGGGUCGCUGGCCAUUAACGACAAUGUGGAGAUCCCAGCACUGAAGGUGACCAAGAAGAUCAAGUCGGUGCAGAUGUUUCGGAAGCCUGUAAACGGGGCCAUGCAGGGGGACCGCGUGGGUGUGUGUGUGACACAGUUCGACCCCAAGCUUCUUGAGCGCGGCGUGGUGUGCACCCCCGGGUCCCUGCGCACCCUCUUUGCGGCCGUCAUCUCCGUGAGGAAGAUCGGCUACUUCAAGGGCUCGCUGUCCACCCGGGCCAAGUUCCACAUCACAGUGGGUCACGAGACCGUCAUGGGGAAGGUGACCUUUUUUGGCCUGCCGCCCGCGGCUCCCCCAGACGCUAAUCCACCUCUGCCGUGCUCACUAGAAACCCCCUUCACCUUCGACAGGGAGUACUUCUACCAGGAGGAAUAUGCGUCUGGUCAGGGGGACGGGGGUUCGGGGUCGGACCCCGAGCAGUGGGCCUUACUGGAGUUUGAGCGGCCGGUCACGUGUCCUUCUCUCUGUCUGGUAAUCGGAUCCAAACUGGACACGGACAUCCACGCCAACGCAUGCCGGCUCGCUUUCCAAGGCCGUCUGCUGCAUGGGUUCGAAGACAAGAACUACGCGGAGACGGCCCUGCCUCAACUCCACAUCUGCAAGACGAAACACAAGGAGGGACAGGUGGAAAGGGUGACGGACGACUACACUGUGAUUGGCCGCAGCCUGUUCAAGAAGGAGACGAACCUCCAGCUCUUUGUGGGCCUGAGGGUCACGCUGUCGACAGGGGAGAGCGGCGUCAUCGAGGGCGGGUUCGGACAGAGCGGCAAGUUCAAGAUCCGUGUUCAAGAGGGCCUUCGCCCAGAAACCAUACAGUUGCUGUCCAGCUCCUCCAAGAAGAAAGGGAAGGGCGGAAGCAAGGGGGGAGCAGCGGCCGAAGAGGAGCCGAAAGCAGACUCUCAGCCCGUUAGCAUUCACCUGCAUUUCAAGCGUUACAUCUUUGACCCUCAUAAGAAGAUGGUGCAGUCUUGACCUCCGCCGCACACGUUUCAGACGGUGCUAGCGACAGAGAGGAGGCGGCUUCAGGCGUCCCGUCAGAGUGGGGGGAAUUCUAGGCAGUCCAUCGGGGCGCUCUGCUCUCAGCUUUCAUUUGCUUUUUUUUUUUUUUUCCUGUGGACUGAGGCCGUCUGCUGAAGUGCAGUGGGUGUGGGAAUCUUCUGAAAUGAGCUGGACUCCAUCCCGUUCGCUCCAUCAUGAGGAUAAAAUCUGCUCUGAUCUUCUGAUUUUUUGCAUUUGAUAAUUUUUUUUUUCAAAUCACUUCCUUUGAUCAUUCUUUGUUAUAAAGUUUCAGUCAAUACUUAAAACAAGUAACAGACUUUUCUUGAGCCAAAGCUGUUAGCGAGACACACAGACUCGAAUGUCCUGCCCAGAUCUUCUCUCAAACUGUAAAGAAAAAAAGAUGUUAUUCUAUCAAAUCUGUGUCAACUUUUAAAUCAUCAACUUCUGCUUUGACAUACUAAGUGCAUUUCAUUAUUUCUUUUUUUUUUUUUUUCUUCAACGUUUUUCAUCAUGUAGCACUUGAUGCCUGAACAAUGAUGGUCUCUCUGCUGGAUUUCACUGGAACGCAGAUGUUUUUAUCCAAACAAAUGAAACUAGCUGGAUGUCAAACCUCCUUCUCCGACUGUUUAUUUGGCUUUGACCAUUAGUAAAAGGUUAUUUAAGAAUAAUCAACCCAGGUGAAAACACAGUACCUGUUUGGCUUGAGAACAUCCGACUUAUAAUUUGAUACCGUAAUAUUCUGCUUUAUACAAUUUCCCUCUGGCUUUAUCAAACUAGUCGGAAUCUACUAAAAAUGGUAACAAUGGUACAAAAACUUUAACUUAAAAGGCUUUAACAUUCCUCUAUGCAUAUUAAAACUUCAAAUAUGUCCCUUUAUCAUCUCACAGUUUAUCAUCUGCUCGCACAAUUUCUUCUUUAAAAAAUUUGUGAAAAUGAAAUAUUUUUUGAAUGAUCCGUGAGUCGCUGGACAAAGACAGGCAAUGUUUGAAAAUAGUGGGGAAAUCAAAAGGGGGCUCAUAUUAGAUUACCGCCGAUUACAUGCUAGUAAGUGGAACAAAAACUGUUCAGACAUACAUAUAUAAUGGAUUCUCUCAGCUUUCCACAUGUUUGCAUGUAUG